This is a messenger RNA of Daucus carota subsp. sativus, 2134 nucleotides long. Its product is annotated as glycosyltransferase BC10. Gene Ontology annotation, molecular function: glycosyltransferase activity. The transcript has 10 exons. Lineage: Eukaryota; Viridiplantae; Streptophyta; Magnoliopsida; Apiales; Apiaceae. Bases 611 to 1729 code for a protein of 372 amino acids. Gene Ontology annotation, cellular component: membrane. The record is from RefSeq and is a predicted model, not a curated record.
AAAGAAAUGCAGUAAAGAAAUAAGAACAUGUAGUCGCCAGGUGCAGAAACAUCAAAAAGCAAAGCACACGAAAAACAAGAAUCAUCUGAAAUCAUACAAAAUGCUUUUCACAUGAAACAGACAAGACAACCCACAAGUCAUAACCAACGUGUAAUACUCACACUGGUCUGUCCAUUUCCUACAAUUCUUUCAAUCUUUCUGCUGAUCACAACUCACGCAGGACAAGUGUUUGAUUAAAUGCCGCAUCGAAAUCAUAAAAUUCGUUCUCAAAAUCUAACCUUGUACUUUCACUAAAUUGCCCUUCCUAUGCAUGUCACAACAUUUUCCUAGUAAUCUUGGAGCACCCCAUCGAACAUAUAUAGUGAAAAAAAUUUGGACAGAAAUAUUACAUAAAACUCUCAGUUUCAGAAUCUUGGUUGGAACAUCCAGAUUAAGACAUCUUUAAUUUGUCCGUCUUUUUAUGUUAUUUUGUUGAAUGUUAGGACAUAUCUGUAUGUGUGCUCUUGGAACUUCAUUUUAGUUGAAGGGAAUUGUUAGCACAAGGACAAUUUAUGUGUUUUCUAGGUCAGAGAAUUGUUAGCUAGAUUGGUUUGGUUUGUAGUACAGAGGCAUGAACAUGAAGAAAAGAGCAGCUCAUUCUUCUUCUGCUUCACUUGCUCGGCUACGCAUAAAAUUCGGGUCAAGGUUCUUGAUAGCAAUCUUUGCUCUGCUCUGCUUUUGCUCCAUGUUUGGCUUGCAUCAGUUUACUAGUCGUCUCCAAGGCACACCCAAGAUAGCUUUUAUGUUCCUUGUUCGCGAAAAUCUGCCUCUAGAUUUUCUCUGGCAUAGUUUCUUUAAGAAUGCAGAUGCUGCAAAGUUUUCAAUCUAUAUACAUUCCAAGCCUGGUUUUGUGUUUGACGAAUCUACUACCGUUUCUGAAUUCUUUUAUAAUCGACAGCUGAGUAGGAGCAUCCAGGUGGGCUGGGGAAAACCUACUAUGAUAGAAGCAGAGAGAUUGUUACUGGAAGAAGCUCUUGCAGAUUCAGACAACCAGAGAUUUGUUCUAUUGUCAGACAGCUGUGUACCUUUGCACAAUUUCAGUUACGUGUACAACUAUCUCAUAUCUUCUCCAAAAAGCUAUGUAGAAAGUUUCGUUGAUCUAAGUGAGCCACGUUACAGCAUAAAAAUGUUUCCUAUAAUAACAGAGGAGAAAUGGCGGAAAGGAUCCCAGUGGGUUGCAUUACUAAGAAGACACGCAGAGCUGAUUGUACAUGAUUAUACUGUUUUCCCUGUCUUCAAGAAGUUUUGCAAGCGACGACCUCCUCUAGACAUCGCUAAAGCAAAACUGACAAAUGCAUCACUAGUUCAGACGGAGCAUAAUUGUAUUCCAGAUGAACAUUAUGUGCAGACAUUAUUUAUGUUAAAAGCGCUUGAGGAUGAAAUCUUCCGCAGAACGUUGACGUAUUCCUUGUGGAAUCAUUCUACUAAUAGAACAGACCCAACUGGUUGGCAUCCUGUUACAUUUGAUUAUGAGAAUGCUGAGCAACAAUAUAUUGAAAAAAUUAAGGAUAUCAAGAACAUUGUGUACGAAUCUGAACAUCGGACAGAGCAGUGCUACACUAAUUCGAUGCAAACUCCUUGUUAUUUAUUUGCAAGGAAGUUCACACCAGGUGCAGCCCUCCGCCUAUUAACUGAUGGAGUGGUCGGCCCCUAUGAUCCAACUAUAUUGUUAAAGCAUAGACAAAAAUAGCUCAGGUGCCGUGUGAUUAUGAUGUACAGGUACGAAUUCCAUGAGGCAGAGAUGUCCAUUUCUGGUUGAGCAGAAAGCAAAACAAGCCCCCCUUUGCAUAGCGAGUUGGUUUUAUGCUUUUGUUGCGUUGCGGCAAGGUUAUUACUGACUAGGGGACAGUUUUUGCUGAAGUGAGCUGUGAAUUUUGUUGUUACAACUCACAACAAAAAUUAGUUUAUGAGUUUAAUUGUUUGUGUACAAGGCACGAUUAAGAGGGGAUAAUACUUUUUGUAAAUGGGUUGUAAAUUUGGUUAGAUUAUUACUUUAUAGAAGUUUAGCUUCUGAAAUUGCUAAUACAACUUAUGUAUUACUACAUUAAAAAUAAGAUAAGACAUAUAUGUCAUAUAUGUAUGCUAUUUUAAAUAA